UACACGCGCCAGGCAGUUACAACUGCUCUCUGCAAAAAUCACACUACAAAUACAUAUUCACUCCAAAGCUUCUACUCUGCAAAUAUCAUUUUCAACUUUUUCUCUUUAGGCGCCAAACUCCCCUCUUCUCUCUCUCAAUCUCCCCAUAAAGCUAAGCAAGCACAAUUGCAGAGAAAUGGAUGAAGAUGAUGAUUUCGGUUAUGAAAUCGGCCAGGAUGAUUUACGAGAGAAGUCGAAACAGUAUCGGAAUUAUGAUGAUUUCUUCUAUGAAAUCGGCUAUGAUUUUUCUUCAAAGAGUUCUAAACAGUAUUAUCGAAAUGAUGAUGAUGAAUCGGAGGAGGAGUGUAAAAUCCUUCGAGAUGUGUUGAAUAAGUUGGAUUGUAAACUCAGUUUGCUUAAAUCUGUGAAAUGGACAAAGCCUAACGCAACUCUUUUUGAUGCUGCUGAAAGUAUGAAGGAGAUGCUGGAUGAGAUUUUGAAGAUGAAGGAUGCAUAUGAUAAGCGAUGUGAAGAGGAGAAUGUGCAGAAAAUUACAGAAAAAGAUGCUGUUGAGAAGACCUUGAAGGACGACGAGCAACAGUUUGACGAGGAGAAUGUGCAGACAAUGACUGAUGUUGAAGCUGAGAGAGAUGCUGUUCAGAAGAACUUGAAGGACGACGAGCAGAAAAUUGACGCGGAGAAUGUCCAGAAAAUGACUGGUGCUGAAACUGAGAAAGAUGUUGAGAAGAAUUUAAAGGACGACAAGCGGAAAAUUGACGGGAUAUUUUGAGUUUUCUGUUCGCAUACUAUACUGUAUAUUUAUGUGCAAAGAGGAUUUUCUACGUUAAAAUGAUUUGCUCUACAUUUUUCAAUUGAUAAGUAAUUGGUGAUUUUCUGAUUUAUUUGUGUAGCAAUAUAUCAAUGUACUAUAGUUGAUAUGAUGUCGAUGUUUUCGUUUUCUGUUUGCUUUUGUAUACUGUAUAUAUGUAUGUGUAAAGAGAAUUUUCUAUGUCAAGAAGCUUUGUUCUACCUUUUUCAAUUGAUAAGUACUUGGUGAUUUUCUGAUUUACUUGUCCAUCUAUCUGUUUAUCGAAGUUUCAAAGUUCAUAUAAUGCCGUGAUUUUCUCGUUUGUGUGUAGUGUGAAGAGGCUUUUCUACGCUAAAAUGCUUUGUUCUACCUUUUUCAAUUGAUAAGUUAGCUGGUGAUUUUCUGAUUUGUUUGUCUAUCUAUCUAUUUAUCGUUCUAUUGUUGAUACGAUGCCGUCAAUGUUCUCGUUUUCUGUUUGCAUUCCUACCCUUUUUAAAAUAUAAAUUAUUUCAAAUCUACUUUUCUUUCAUCUA
Messenger RNA from Capsicum annuum, 1320 nucleotides. RefSeq lists its product as uncharacterized. Lineage: Eukaryota; Viridiplantae; Streptophyta; Magnoliopsida; Solanales; Solanaceae. The record is from RefSeq and is a predicted model, not a curated record. The transcript has 5 exons. The coding region runs from base 176 to 769 and encodes 197 amino acids.